Messenger RNA from Gryllus bimaculatus (two-spotted cricket), 555 nucleotides. Lineage: Eukaryota; Metazoa; Arthropoda; Insecta; Orthoptera; Gryllidae. The record is from the annotation of a GenBank genome assembly.
AUGUAUUGUUUAUUAGUGGGCUUGCAAACCUCCUCGCGGGCACGCGCCGUCGCGACGCCCGACGUGCCGCGCGCGCUGGCUCGGACGUCAACACAGGCACGCCGGCGCGGCGGCGGCGGCGAUGGCGGCGGUGCGGGCGGCGCCCUCAGUCGCGGGACAGGCGCCGCGGAGGGAGCUGGACGCACCGUUGGGCCGCCGCCACGCGUCGACGCGGGAUUCGGAAUACACGCCCCGCGGGCUGGCCAUGCGCCGCGCGCCCGGAACCGAACCCCAGGGCAUCUGGCGCUGACGGUGGUUGUCUGCGGUGGUUGUGGCGUGGGAGGUGACGGUGGUUGUGUGAUACGAGUGUGUACACGUGUGUGCGAACUUCCUCGUCCGGGACGUGUUGCAACACGGACCUUCUUGUCACGCGUCGGGUGGAAUCCACCAGCCAUCCGGGGCUUCUUCGCUCCUCCACCAACGCACCCCGCGCUCGCGCGCGCAUCCAUUCGGUGUCUCGGUUUGACCGACACUCGAAAUGACGGAGAGAAAAAAAUCAUCAAUCUGCUUUUCUAA